Messenger RNA from Diaporthe citri, 2409 nucleotides. RefSeq lists its product as uncharacterized. Bases 1 to 2409 code for a protein of 802 amino acids. The record is from RefSeq and is a predicted model, not a curated record. Gene Ontology annotation, cellular component: nucleus. NCBI's taxonomy places the organism in Eukaryota, Fungi, Ascomycota, Sordariomycetes, Diaporthales, Diaporthaceae. Gene Ontology annotation, biological process: rRNA processing. Gene Ontology annotation, molecular function: nucleic acid binding; ATP binding. The transcript has a single exon.
AUGGCACCGAAGUCUGGGAAGUCUGGGUCUAAGGGGCACUCAAAACGCUCGGAGGACAAGACUCUGAAGAGGAAACGAGAGGCAGAGGACCACGAACGAUUGAAGAAGGCCAUCGACGAACUGGACCCCAAGUCACCCGUCGCAAAUUUCGCCGACCUACCCCUCUGUGAAGCCACAGCCUCUGGCAUCAAAGCCUCGCACUUCGAAAUCCUCACCGAUGUCCAGGCCCGAGCCGUGCCUCUGGCCUUGAAAGGCCACGAUCUUCUCGCAGCCGCCAAGACCGGAAGCGGCAAGACGCUCGCCUUCCUCAUACCUGUCCUCGAAAAGCUCUACCACGCCCGCUGGACCCCCCGCGAUGGCCUCGGCGCCCUGAUCAUGUCGCCGACGCGAGAGCUGGCUGUGCAAAUCUUCGAUGUGCUGCGCAAGAUUGGCCGCUACCAUGACUUCUCUGCCGGCCUGGUCAUUGGCGGCAACAACCUUAAGGAGGAGGCCGACCGCAUAGAUCGUAUGAACAUCCUCGUCUGUACGCCCGGUCGCAUGCUCCAACACCUGGACCAGAGGUUUGGGUUCAACGUCGACGACUUGCAAAUCCUGGUUCUGGACGAGGCCGACCGCAUCAUGGACAUGGGUUUCCAGCACGCCGUCGAUGCGCUGAUCGAGCACCUGCCCAAGGAGAGGCAGACACUGCUGUUCAGUGCCACCCAGAGCAAGAAAAUAUCGGAUCUCGCCCGACUCAGUCUGAAGGAACCGGAAUAUGUAUCAGUUCACGAGGCCGCCGAUACAGCAACACCGAGUGCCCUCCAGCAGCACUACAUCGUGACCCCGCUCUCGGAGAAGCUGGACACGCUAUACGGAUUCAUAAAGGCAAGCUUGAAGACCAAGAUCGUGGUCUUCUUGUCGUCCGGAAAGCAGGUCCGAUACGUAUACGAGACGCUUCGACAGCUGCAACCGGGUAUACCUUUGCUUCACCUGCACGGUCGACAGAAGCAGGAAGCAAGAUUACGGAUCACAAAGCAGUUCACAUCGGCGAGGCAUUCUUGCUUGUUUGCGACGGACGUCGUGGCACGAGGUGUUGACUUUCCUGCGGUCGACUGGGUCAUCCAAGUUGACUGUCCCGAAGAUGCGGACACUUACAUCCACCGAGUCGGCCGGACAGCAAGAUACCAAAGCAAGGGUCGUGCCGUUCUAUUCCUAGACCCCAGCGAAGAGGAGGGCAUGUUGAAGAGACUCAAACAGAAGAAGAUCCCGAUAGAGAAGAUCAACAUCAAGGAAAGCAUGAAGAAGAGCAUCAGGAACCAGGUGCAAAGCAUGUGCUUCAAGCAGCCCAAUAUCAAGUAUCUGGCGCAGAAGGCCUUCGUUACUUAUGUGCGGUCUGUCCACGUACAGAAGGAUAAGGAGGUUUUUGACUUGGAAAAGCUGGAUUUGGACGCGUAUGCUGCGAGUCUAGGACUGCCGGGAACGCCAAAUAUCAGAUUCCGACCGGGAGAGGACAUGAAGAAGCUGAAGAAUGCGCCGAGGAUGAUUAUGAGCGACUCAGAGGAUUCUUCGGAGGCCGAAGGUGGAAAGCGCAAGAACAAGGACGAAGUGAAGACCAAGGUGCAGAAGAUGUUUGAACGAACAAACCAGGACGUUCUGUCUAGCCAUUACCGCAAGAUGGUAGGCGAGGAAGGCGAGGAUGAUGAAGAUGAAGACAACUUCAUGGUUGCUAAGCGAGUCCUGAACGACGACGAUCUCGACAAAGCAGCGCAAAAUGGCGACAAGAGCCAGGUCAAGGUCAUUGACUUUGGAGGAGACCAGCAGCUUGUCAUCGAUUCGAAACGGCGCGAGAAGCUGCUCAAGUCCAAGAAGAAGCUUCUCAAGUUCAAGGGCCACGGUCAGAAGCUUGUCUUCGAUGACGAGGGCAACGCCCACCCCAUUUACGAGCUCGUCGACGAGGAUGAAUUCAAGAAGCAAGGUCCCGUGGACGAGCUCAGGCGGCAGUUCGUCGACCAGGAGACGGAGAAGGUGCAGGAAGCAGACGUCGAGGAUAAGGAGCUGGCCAAGGCGAGGAGAAAGGAGAAGAGGGAAAGGAGGAAGGAGCUCGAGAGGAUGGAACGUGGCGAAGGUUCCGGGCCAGCUGCGCCUGUUGCUCAGCUCGAGGGCUUUGAGGAUGGCGAGGACCCACUGGCACUGCUGCGGUCGUUACCAACUGGGGAUGACGCAGGUCACAGUGAGAGCGAGGCUGAGGAGCAGAGACCGGCGAAGAAGCAGAAGAAGUGGUUCCAGAACGACUCGGACGUCGAGGACGAGAAGACCUCAAAGAAGAAGGAAAAGAAAGCCAAGAAGGACAAGAAGAGGGUCAUCGAGAUGGCUGAGGAACCCGACACCCUCGAGGACCUGGAGGCUCUCGCCGCAGGACUGUUGGAGUAG